This is a messenger RNA of Aplosporella prunicola CBS 121167, 1818 nucleotides long. RefSeq lists its product as uncharacterized. NCBI's taxonomy places the organism in Eukaryota, Fungi, Ascomycota, Dothideomycetes, Botryosphaeriales, Aplosporellaceae. The transcript is spliced from 4 exons. The record is from RefSeq and is a predicted model, not a curated record. Gene Ontology annotation, molecular function: protein binding. The coding region runs from base 9 to 1640 and encodes 543 amino acids.
CUCCAAUCAUGUUCCACCAAGGCGAUCUCCAGAGCGGCAUAUCGCUCGCCAUCCAGCAAUCCAAGCUGGUCGUCUGCUUCGUGCGAGAUGCCGACGAAGAGAGCAAGAUCUGGGAAGAUGAGUGGCUGCAGGAUGAACAGCUGGCUGAGUCACUUGGGUCAAAGGCGAUAGUCCUGCGUUUGGAGGCUGGCUCUCAGGAAGCUGGCUUUCUCUCAGCUUUCUGUCCCAUCGCAAAGACGCCUGCGCUGGUUGCCAUACACAAUGGCCAGCUCAAGCUGUACCUCUCUGGCGGCACCAGCCGGGAGGACUUUGUGAGCCGCUUGUCCAACGCCCUCAACCCCGCCGAACCUGCCACUGCUCCCGGCAUGCCGCAAGCUCCACAAGCACUUUCCGAGUCAGCCGGAGCUCCCGAACCGGUUGCGGCACAGCCUCCCGCGCCGUCGACCGCCGAAGACGACCCGUACGAGUCACAAGAUGGCCCCGAUCCCGCGCGCGUUCUCGAAGCCUCUUCCGAAGCGUCCAUUGCGCACAACGUCCCGCCCGCUGCCCCAGUACUCCCCACACUCCAGGCCUCGGCCCCUCCCGUUUCCGACGCUCAGACCGAAGCCCAGGCCCAGCCCGCCUCUACACCUGCCUCCGUGCCCAUAUCGGAGAAAGCGGCGGGAAAGCGCAGAGCUGUUGAGGAGGAGAAAGCCACUCCUUCCGCAGAGAAGAAGGAUGCCGCUAAGAAGAGCUAUGCGACGCAAGAGCGUGCGCGGAAGGCGUCACAGCGCGACGAACUGAACCGCAUCCUCCAGCGAGUCGAGGCAGACAAGCAGGCACGCAAGGAACGAGAACGCGAAACUAAAGCCCGCCGCGAAGCCGAGCUCAGAGAGAUCGCCAACGCCGGCGCCGAAGGCGACGCUCCUUCCCCGGCCGCGCCAUCGUCCUCAGUAGCAAAGGCACGCUCGGCCACUAGCACCAGCAAAGACAUCACGCUACGUGUGCGCCUGCUCGACGGCUCCCAGAUUCGUGAGCCUUUUCCCCCGACCGCGACGCUGCAAUCGGAUGUCCGUCCCCGCGUCGACUGGGCUCUUGGUGGCGGAGACUCCAAGCCCCCGCCCUACACCUUCAAGCACGUCCUUGCGCCGCUGCCGAACCGCAACCUCUCCGCCUCGGAGGAAGCGACACCGCUCUCGGAGCUGCCCGACGUCGCGCCCAGCGCCACACUCGUGCUCGUGCCUGUCCGUGGCGCGGCGCAUGCGUACGCCGCCGCUGGCAGUGCUGCCGGAGCAGUUGCGCGGGGUGGAGGCCCCUUCGGCGCGGUGAUGGCGAUCCUGCUGCGCAUCUGGAACCUGGUGUGCGCGUUUGUGGGCACGCUGUUUGCGCCGUUGACGCGGGGUGCUGCGCGCGGCGGCGAGGGCGGCGCAACGGAGCGGGAGCGGCAUGGUCGGCCGGUUAAUCUGGGAGGUGGGGACCGCAGAGGCCGCAGUGCUGGCGAGGGCAGUGGUAAUGGUGCUGCUUCGGGUGCGACGGCGGGAGCGCGUGCGUCGGGGAUGCGGGUUCGUACGCUGGGGGAUCAGCGUGAGGGCCAGAAUGAGUAUUACAAUGGGAAUAGCCUGGACUUUGAGCCCAAGAAGGGCGAGGAUGAGGGAAAGUAGAGAGCGGCUUGUGGAUGGACUAGACUUGAUAGGUGAGUAGGGAGUCGUGAUAGAAGGUACAGAAGAAAAGUGGAAACGGGUGGGUUAAGUGAAUGUUAGGUAGUGCCCCCAGUCAGUUUGCUGCACGAUGUACUCACGAACGAGCAUGAAUAACGUUAUAACAAAGUCUUUUUCUAGC